GAUUUCCUUUAACCUUUAACAGCUGUUUUUCGAGCAAUUUGAUUUGAUAACCUAAACGAAAAUAUUAAAUUUGAAAAAUAUCUAAAAAAAUAACAAAAAACUGCUGCAUAUAAGACGUGCAUGAUUUUAUCGAGAUUAAAUAGUGCGUUUCCGAAGUCAAAGAAAUAAAUUGAUACACAGAAAAAAGAAUUGUGUAUUGAAAACAUAUGUAACUAUUUUCCACAUAAUUGCAAGGCACACAAUAUUUUUAUCAAAAUGAUGCGUGGACCGAGAAUUGUGUGCCUAAGUAAAUGGUAUCACAGAGAACGAUCAUGUAUAUCUAUUGCGAAGCGACUUUACGUGAAUGAAGUGGUAUCUGGUAAAUCCACACUUCCCUCGAUGCAGAAAUUCAGUGUUGCCCGAACUGCGUUCGAUAAUAGUCAGGAAAACAAAGCGACAAACCCAAAUAGCUCGAGUCCAACACAAAACAAUGAGCCCAACAAAAGCCGGGAAGGCUUGGAACGCGCCUACAGUGUGCUACAAAGUACUCUGCCCAAGCUGUUUGUGGAACCGCUAGACUACUCCAUCUACAGUCCAAACCUCAUUUUUGAAAAUAACAUUACCGGCAAACACACGGUUGGCCUUUAUCACUAUGUUAAACAGAUUGCCAUUCUGCGCACAGUGGGUCAUUUGAAAUAUGCCUAUGUUAAAUUCGAGGUACUUAAAAUCACGAAGCAUCCAGAAGAUGAAACAAUUCGGAUUAGAUGGCGUGUAAGAGGUAUUUCUGGAUUAAAGGUUAUGUUUCAGUUCUGGAAAUACAAAGUAUGGCAGUUAAAAGAAGUGCUUAAAGACCAAGAGGCUUGGUACGAUGGAUACUCCGUUUGCUUCUUGGGCCAAGAUGGACUAAUUCACAAGCAUGUCGUGGAUAAAGUAAUGCCGGAUGAGAAUCGCGAGGUAAACGAAAGCAGCACCACUUCAACGCUGCCAACGGGCUCCUUGGCGGCAACGGCCUCACAAAAAAAUUGGGUUUCAGUAACCGCAUAGAAAAGCCAUUGUAUUUAUGUGGCCGCUAUUUGCUUAAACAAGAAUAAAUUUAUAAAAUUGUUAAUGUUUCACGCAAUAAUAUAUAAACUAGA
Drosophila nasuta is the source of this 1115-nucleotide messenger RNA. RefSeq lists its product as uncharacterized. Lineage: Eukaryota; Metazoa; Arthropoda; Insecta; Diptera; Drosophilidae. The coding region runs from base 256 to 1023 and encodes 255 amino acids. The record is from RefSeq and is a predicted model, not a curated record. The transcript has a single exon.